Messenger RNA from Phalacrocorax carbo (great cormorant), 3993 nucleotides. The record is from RefSeq and is a predicted model, not a curated record. Lineage: Eukaryota; Metazoa; Chordata; Aves; Suliformes; Phalacrocoracidae.
GUGAUGGGCCAGAUGCGGUUGAACGUUUUAGAAAAGCGGGGGGCUCUGCCCCGCUGGCGCGGCUUUAGCCACGGGGUUUGGUGCGCGGCUGACAGCCGCCGGCUCCUGCCACAAGUGCCCGUCCCUCCUCCCGCCCUCGCGGCCCGGGGCGCCCCGUCGCCGGCAGCCGGUCCCGGGAGGGGGCAGCGAGCGGGGGCGCGGAGCGCUGCACCCCGCGGAGCGCCUUUCCCCCGCUCGGCAGGCAAAGCCCCGCAGGCGGCGGGCGGGGAGGAUCGGCUCGGACUCGCUCGGCGAGGUCGGCGCUGACGGCGGCGGCCGCCCGGCGGGGGAUCUGCCGUGCCGCGGCGCCAUGCCCGCCACCCGACCGUGGCGGCUGCCCGCCUUCCUCCUCCUCCUCUUCCUCAGCUGCCGCGCCGCCGCCGAGGGCGACGGCUCCCUGCGGCAGCCGAGCCCGGGCAGGCAGAGCCCGCCGGCGGCGGCCGACGCCGUCCCCCCGACGGCCGGGAGCCCCGGGGUGCGGGGCGCCGAGCCCAACGCCUCCCGGCCGGCCGCGCUGCCCAAGAGCGGCGGGGGGGUGGCCGGCGGGCGGCCGCGCUCGGGUUCGCCCCCCAUGUGCACGGGGCAAACGGAGAUCAAGGAGACUUUCAAGUACAUCAACACGGUGGUGUCCUGCCUCGUCUUCGUCCUGGGCAUCAUCGGCAACUCCACGCUGCUGCGGAUCAUCUACAAGAACAAGUGCAUGAGGAACGGCCCCAACAUCCUCAUCGCCAGCCUGGCCCUGGGCGACCUGCUCCACAUCAUCAUCGACAUCCCCAUCAGCGUCUACAAGCUACUUGCAGAGGACUGGCCCUUCGGUGUUGAAAUGUGCAAAUUAGUACCCUUCAUUCAGAAGGCUUCAGUGGGUAUCACAGUGUUGAGUUUGUGUGCCCUCAGUAUAGACAGGUACCGAGCAGUUGCUUCUUGGAGUCGUAUUAAAGGAAUUGGAGUGCCAAAGUGGACUGCUGUUGAAAUUGUACUGAUCUGGGUGAUAUCGGUGAUAUUGGCUGUUCCAGAAGCUAUUGCAUUUGACAUGAUUAUGAUGGAGUACAGAGGAAAGGAUCUUAGAAUCUGCCUGCUUCACCCCACGCAGAAAUCGACCUUUAUGAUGUUUUACAAGCAAGCUAAAGACUGGUGGCUGUUUAGCUUUUACUUCUGUUUGCCACUGGCUAUCACAGCAUUUUUCUAUACUCUCAUGACCUGUGAGAUGUUACGAAAGAAAAGUGGGAUGCAGAUUGCUUUAAAUGACCACUUAAAACAGAGACGUGAGGUGGCCAAAACUGUGUUCUGUCUGGUACUUGUUUUUGCCUUGUGUUGGCUCCCACUUCAUUUAAGCAGAAUAUUGAAGCUCACUAUUUAUGAUCAGAAGGACCCCAACAGAUGUGAACUUUUAAGCUUUUUUCUUGUGAUGGACUACAUUGGCAUUAACAUGGCUUCACUGAAUUCCUGCAUCAAUCCGAUAGCUCUGUAUUUGGUGAGCAAAAGAUUCCAAAACUGCUUUAAGUCGUGCUUGUGUUGCUGGUGCCAAUCCAAAGAUCUGUUGUCCCUGGAGGAAAGGCAGUCCUGUUUAAAGUUCAAAGCGAAUGAUCACGGAUAUGAUAAUUUCCGCUCCAGUAACAAGUACAGCUCUUCAUAGAACAGUGUAAAAGGUAUAUUCUCUUACAUUAAUACUGGUGCCUUUUUAAGUAAAAGUGGCAAUUACUUUUAAUGAGAUGGUAACAUUUAGAAAAAUCUAGUUUUGUGUUUGCACAAAAAAGGUUAUUAAAAAAAAUUGCCACAAAACUGUGUCACAUUCAAAAUCAUGGACGUUUAUAAAAUCAUCAUUUAUGGAACACGAAGAAAAGUGUAGAAAGAACAAGUCAUUGUUAGCACUUGAAUACUUCUGAAUCAGCACUUCCAAAAGAUACCCACUUCCUGUACAUUAAACGAUCAUUUGUAUUCACUAUAACAGUUGUAGGAACUGAAGUCACAGCAAUUACUAAGCAGUUUAACAUAACGUUAAUUGGAUCAAAGCCAUUAUUAUAUAUAACUCAAUGUAUUAUCUUUUAUGAAGCAGAUUAACCACCAUCACUAUUGUGUGGCGUUUUUUUAAUAAAACAUUAAAUACUUUGUAAUAGAAGUUUAAAUGUAAAAAAGUAGAAUUUUUAUCAGGGAUAUUAUAGAGGUAGCUAAUGAAAAUAUCGAAGGAUGCAGUCAAGUCAAAAGUGCAUUUCACUCUGAUGAUUGUUUUUACUUACUGUUUUUUACAAGGAACCUCCCAUGGCCUCUAUAAAUGCCAUUUUGUAACCAUUUUGUGUGUUCAAUGCAUUUGGCAGCACUUUGGCUAUGGUCUGUUUCACUGUUUCCAUGUUACCUGUGUUUAAUGACAGUGGAGGAGAGAAAAACACACCAAAAGCAAAAACUAAUACUACUAGAACAGUACAAAUGAUGGCUAGUAUUGGAAACCAGCUAUUUUUAAUUAAAAACAAAUUGAUUUUAUCCCGUGUGAAUAGUGGGCAUUUAAGAGCCUGAUCAUGGUUCUUUACUCGAGAUACUUUUGUGACAAUUUACAACUGUUUCUGCAACCCAAAUACUGUCUUGGGGCAAAAUCCUCUAGAAAUAGCGGGUGGAAAGAAUGCAACCAACGAAAACAGAGGGAGAAUUUGAACUUCUAUUUUCAUUUAGAUUUAAAUCUUCACAAAGAAAAUAAAUCAUGAACUGUACUUCUAGAGAGCAGUACUAUUGUAGCACCCUUGUCUUCAUACUGUUUUAAAAUAUGUUCUACUUCUGUAGUUCCAUAUUUAUGGGCUUAAGAAGAUGUGUGAUUAGUUUCUGCUUCUGUAAAUAGUUUCAUGAAGCAUAAUUAAUUAUAAAGUAUUAAAAUAUGGGCAGGACCCUGUGAGAAAACAGAAAGAUAAAGAUGCCUGCAGUAAACAUCAUGUGUGUUGCCAGGAGCAAUGCAUGUUUUGUACAUACAUGACAGGUUAUCCUUUGGCUUUUCAUUUCCUAUUAAUUUGUUACAGAUAUCCCCAAAGAUUUAUUAACAUAUUUCAUGCACUAAGGCAUGAGUAUUUCAAGAAAAAAUGUCAUAAAACGUGUUUUUAUAAAAGACAUGUUUUCAAUAAGCAUGGUAUUUUAUUAUAAUAAAAAUAUUUAUCAAAACUCAGGAUAUUUUUUUUAUUUCCAAAUUUCAUAUGUAAGGGGUUUUACCUUUUUUUUUCCAGUCUUGAUUAACUUCAGAUUUUUUAAUUAACAGCCUUAACUAUGCUGAGGAUGAAAACAGUUUUCAUUCAAAUGUUCAGCUGAUGUUGCCUUAUAUGGGUUUCAUCUCAUCUGACUUUAGGCAGCGACAGCUACCUUGCAGACAGCUAAAUACGGAGAGGUGAACCCCAUUCCUGGUAUUGCCCCAUCAAAACCUAGUUAGUGUAUGCUUGUAUAAUCAAGCUGAGGACCUAUGCACAUGCAUUUGAGCAUGGGCACGCACGUGUGUGUUUGUGUGUGUGAGUAUGUGUGCAAGUGUGUAUGUUGUCUACCACUAGGUUGCUGUUACCAUCUUCCUGCAGCACAUGCACCUAGCUGCUAUAAUGCUGAACUUUUAUAAAUAUAAAUCUCAAUCUAUUUAAAGUUCUGUUCUUCACAUUUUUACCUUAACUUUCAUGGUAACUUUCUCAUGGAAGCCAUGAAUAUCAUUUGACUUCACCCUGCCUGCAUCUAUUUCUGUGAAAUGCGUUUCAUCUGUUGAGGAUGGAUAAUCAGUUAAAUCCUGUUUGAUACUGAUCAGUGUUAUUUUCAUCAAAUGAUAUCAUUACAAUAUUGUACAUGUAUAUUAUUGUUAUUUUUAUUUAAAAUAUAGCUGUUGUAUUGGCAAAUGUGUAACAUAUUUUUCAUUUUUCCCUUGACUAAUUCUUUGUUAAGAUGAGUCCUGCUAAGUCAGACAUUUAGAGGUUAUGCAAAUAAAGACCGUAUAUAUACUGCCCA